CACUAAUUACUUUUAUAUCUAUCAUUUUCCCCGAUUUUAUAUACUAGGUUGUUUAUCGCAAUUUGUUCUUGGAGAUUACAGAGGGGAAGAUCUAUUUCAAUUAAAGAAAAGGUGAAAGCGCACAAUAAGGUGAUAUCACUUACACCAUGUCCGAUACUGUGAUUGCAUUUCGUUGCAAUGAUUUUGCAAUAGCGGCGGCGGCUGGUAUCAAUGCCUUUUAUUUCAUUAAAAUCACCGACUAUGAGGACAAGAUCACACAGCUCAAUUCUCACCAGAUGGUGGCGUGUGUCGGUGAAAACGGUCCGCGUGUGAACUUCACGGAGUACAUCAAGUGCAAUCUCGCCCUCAAUCGUGUUCGGCAGCAUGGUCGGGAGAGCACGUGCCAUUCAACGGCAAGCUUCAUGCGCGGGGAGCUGGCCUCCGCGAUUCGAAGCCGCAAGGGGGCGUACCAGGUGAACUGCCUCUUCGCCGGCUAUGAUGUUGGCACCUCGGAUGACGACACCAACACCUGCGGGCCGCACCUUUAUUAUUUGGACUACCUCGGCACGAUGCAGGAGGUUCCCUACGGGGCACACGGCUACGGUAGCACUUUUGUGAUUUCUCUGUUAGACCGCUUCUGGAAGCCGGACUUGACUCAUGUGGAGGGGCUGGAGCUGAUGCAAAAGUGCAUCGACGAGGUCAAAAAACGUGUGAUUAUUUCCUGUCAGCAUUUUUUUGUUAAGGCGGUUACGGCGAAUGGAGUGGAGGUGGUGGAUAGCGUUCACUAA
This is a messenger RNA of Phytomonas sp. Hart1, 767 nucleotides long. NCBI's taxonomy places the organism in Eukaryota, Euglenozoa, Kinetoplastea, Trypanosomatida, Trypanosomatidae. The record is from the annotation of a GenBank genome assembly.